CCCUGGGGACGCACGUGGCGUGGACGGCGAUGGCGCUGCCGCAGCUGAUGUCUGCAGAGAGCGGCCUCCGCGCCCAGCCGCUGACGGCGGACCAGGCAUCCUGGGUGGCGUCGAUGCUGCCGCUCGGCGGUCUCUGCGUGCUGCCCCUGUUGGCCGCACUCAGCUCGCACGUCGACCGCAAGACACUCGGAUACCUCGCCGCGCCGCUACAGCUUGCGGCGUGCGUCGUCCUCAUGUCGUCCACCGAGGUCGCAGCUCUCUAUACCGCUAGGUUUCUGGCGAGCGUGCACGGCAUGUGCUCAGCACUGUUGGUGACGCUUUACGUGGGCGAGACUGCGAGCGACGGGGCGCGCGGCGCGCUCGGCUGCAUGCUGUCGCUACUCUGCAACUGCGGCAUACUUUGCGGCUACGUGCUGGGUGCCUGCCUGCCCUACCGCGCCGUCCUCUACGCCAACAUGGCGCCGCUCCUCCUGUACGUCAUCUGCUUCCCCUUCGUGCCUGAAACGCCGUACAAGCUGGCCAGCACCGGCCGCCAUCAGGACGCCAGAAAGGCGCUGCGGUGGCUCCGUCGCGGAAUCUCCGAGGAGGAGGUGGAGCGCCAGAUGGCGUGCAUCCAGGCCUCGCUGGACGCGGGCGGCGCCAAGCAGGGCCGGCCGCUGUGCGAGCUCCUGCGCUGCCGGGCCACCCUCGUGGCCGUCGCCAUCGUCCUCCUGCUGUUCCUCAACCAGCAGUUCUGCGGCACCUUCUGCGUCGACAGCUACGCAGUCUUCAUCUUCAACGAAGCUGGCGGCUCCCUGUCACCUAAGGCCGCAACCAUCAUCCUAGGCGUACUGCAGGUGGUUGGCGGCUUGCUGUCGGCGCCGCUGGUGGACCGCAUGGGCCGCCGCCCGACGCUGUUCCUCUCCAAUGCGGCCGUCGGCGCCUCAGUGGCGGUCAUGGGCGUGUACCUCUACCUGAAGGCGGAGACCCAGGCGGACCUGUCGAGCAUCGGCUGGCUGCCCGUCUCGUGCCUCUCAGUCUACGUGCUGAUGGUGGCCUUUGGUCUGGCCGCACUGCCGUACGUCGUGAUUGCCGAGAUCGUGCCUACGAGAAUUAGAGGCUUAAUUGCCACCUGCAGCUACUUCGUCAUCUCGCUCACAGGCGGCACCAUGGCCAAGCUGUACCCGCUCAUGUCGGAAAGCAUGGGCACCUACGGUACCUUCUGGCUCUUCGCUGCCGUGUGCGCCCUCUCCACCCUUAUUGAGUGGUUCGUACUGCCGGAAACAAAGGGUCGUCCCAUCGAGGACAUCCUCAGGGAGCUCAACGGUGGCAAGGAUGUCUAUGUCAGCAGUACUUAGUGAUCUACCGACCUCGCAAAUUGCGCCUUGUAACAUCAUAGAUCAGGCUCGUCCAAACUGUGCCCCUGGGACGCUAGCGCGUGGCCAGCGCCCCGGGCGAAUUCGUAUGUUGCUGCAGUGGC
This is a messenger RNA of Schistocerca americana (American grasshopper), 1459 nucleotides long. Its product is annotated as facilitated trehalose transporter Tret1-like. Gene Ontology annotation, cellular component: membrane. Gene Ontology annotation, molecular function: transmembrane transporter activity. NCBI's taxonomy places the organism in Eukaryota, Metazoa, Arthropoda, Insecta, Orthoptera, Acrididae. The coding region runs from base 30 to 1337 and encodes 435 amino acids. The record is from RefSeq and is a predicted model, not a curated record. Gene Ontology annotation, biological process: transmembrane transport. The transcript has 4 exons.